AUAAAAAAUAUUCACUUAAUUUAAAGUGUACAUUGAAUUAAAUCUUAUAAUUAAACUCUUUUAUAAUAAUAAUUGAAUGAUACAAAGAAUCAAAGUGUGGGCUUUAGAACUUCUCUUUCUUUUUGGUUUGUUUGUUCACAAUCUCUCAAGCAACCAAACCCUCUUCCAACUCUCAAAACUCUCUUUCGCUUCCAUGGCGUCCCAAGCAAGCCUUCUCCUUCAGAAACAGCUCAAAGAUCUUUGCAAACACCCCGUCGAUGGCUUUUCCGCUGGUUUGGUCGACGAAACCAACAUUUUUGAAUGGAGUGUAACCAUAAUUGGACCGCCUGAUACUCUUUAUGAGGGAGGAUUUUUCAAUGCCAUUAUGAGCUUUCCGCAGAACUACCCUAACAGUCCACCAUCUGUGAAGUUCACCUCAGAGAUAUGGCAUCCUAAUGUAUAUCCUGAUGGGCGGGUUUGCAUAUCUAUUCUUCAUCCUCCUGGUGAGGACCCAAAUGGUUAUGAGCUUGCAAGUGAGCGCUGGACACCUGUUCAUACUGUAGAGAGUAUAGUGUUGAGUAUCAUAUCGAUGCUUUCUGGUCCCAAUGAUGAAUCUCCUGCAAAUGUUGAAGCUGCGAAGGAGUGGAGAGACAGGAGGGACGAUUUCAAGAAAAAGGUUAGCCGAUGUGUGCGGAAGUCACAGGAAAUGUUGUGAUUCACAUCUCGCUUCUCAUAUCUUGCUUUUGUGAAGUGAAGAACAUACAACUUUAUGUAAGGAUUGGAUCGCCUGUUACAGUUGAUCUGUGUAGACUUGCUACUGGAAGUUGACAGCACGCUACUUUCUUUAGUUGCGUGUCCUUGUUUUCUUAUCUACAUGGUCAAUUGUAACAACUUUGAAAAACAAACUGUAUUCUAUGUGUUUUUGGCUAGUGUUUUGGGGACUAGUAGUUCAUUGGAAAUUUAGUUUGUUCAUUUGCAUAACCUUUGCUAAAAUUUGAUAUUAGGCGCCAAGUUUUGCCUUUUGCUUAUAUAAUAUUGUGAUAUGGAUGUUGCAUUCA
This is a messenger RNA of Lathyrus oleraceus (garden pea), 1037 nucleotides long. Its product is annotated as ubiquitin-conjugating enzyme E2 7. The record is from RefSeq and is a predicted model, not a curated record. Lineage: Eukaryota; Viridiplantae; Streptophyta; Magnoliopsida; Fabales; Fabaceae. The transcript has 6 exons. The coding region runs from base 77 to 694 and encodes 205 amino acids.